Messenger RNA from Necator americanus (New World hookworm), 423 nucleotides. RefSeq lists its product as uncharacterized. The coding region runs from base 1 to 423 and encodes 140 amino acids. The transcript has 5 exons. The record is from RefSeq and is a predicted model, not a curated record. NCBI's taxonomy places the organism in Eukaryota, Metazoa, Nematoda, Chromadorea, Rhabditida, Ancylostomatidae.
AUGGUCAAACGAGAACUCAAAGAAAAGAAAAAAAGUGGACUGAAGCCACCGGUUUUCUGCUACAUAUGUGGUCGUCAGUAUGGAUCUCAUAGCAUCGCUAUACAUGAACCGAAAUGUCUGGAGAAGUUCCACAUUGAGAAUAACAAGCUGCCAAGGAAUCAACGGCGCAGCGAACCGAAACGGCCGCCAGUGGUUCUAGGCGAAAAUGGAGAAGUCGAUGUGGAAGCAACCAAUGAAGCACGCUGGGAGAACGCACAAAGCCUGCUGAUUCAAUGUGAGCAUUGUGGUCGACGAUUCGCAGAGGAUCGAAUCGCUGUACAUCAGCGAAGCUGCACUGCAGAAAAUCCUGCCAAGUCAGUCUUUCGAGAGAAGAAGAAAAGCCGUUCUGUGUCAACGAAACGCAAUGGACAGGACAGGUCGUAG